GUUCAAAUAAACGGUAACCUUUUUACUGCUAGGUGGCAACGUUCGAACGACACAACACGUGCAUGCCGCUCGUGGAAUAAGUUUAAAAUUAUUAAAAUUUUGCCUUAUUGUUUAUGAUAACAAUAUAAAAAGCACACAAAGAUGGCAAUACAAUCGAAUAGGCGGAAGAGAAAACACGAAGCCGAAGAGCAACAGGAUGAUGCUGAAAUUGCGGUGCCCAAGAAAGUGGCCAAGGAGUCUCACACGCCAAAGAAGAAAACAAAAAAGGCAAAAGCAAAUGCCGGCUUACAAGAGGAAACAAAUGAACAUGUGGAUACGGAGCAGCUAGAUGGGAUCGAGGACAGUUCUACGCCCUUGAACGAGGAGACUCAAGUUGAAUCUGUGUCGUCAACGAAAAAGCGAAAGCCACGACAUCAACCUAAAGAAAGUACACAGGAUGGCAAAACAAACGACGCGGACAUCAGUCCAGACUCGGGCAUUGAGCCUGAGGAGAAACCACAACGGUUUCCCAAUGAUUUUAAAAUGAUGCAUUUUCGUAGCAAACUGCUUGGCAAUAACUUCAUAACAGAGUUGCGCCAUUUUCUGUACAUGUGUCAAACAAGGCCCAAGAUUGUGGCCAAGUAUAUAGAGAAACGCGGUAAGCCGCUGGAGUUGGCAGAAGCCUUUAACAGAAUUGACAAGAGUAAUAUUCUACAUGUCGGUUACCUGUGCGAGGCUUUGCAAAGGAUUAUCAUGGAGAUUCUUACGAAUCAAAAAAGCCACAUGGAGUCAGCUGCACAUGCUGGUCGUUAUUUCUUGAAAGCGCACGGAUCUUUGCUGGAUCAAUUGUUGCAGUCAGCACAGCCGAGUCAUCGAAGGAAUGCCCUUAAACUGCUGACGGCAAUUGUAUGUGUGGAUCCGCAGUUGGGACGCCAAGUGCUCAGCUCUUAUGACAUACUGUCGAAUGUGCGAACCAUGGAGGAAAUGCUAUCGCAUUCUAAGAACGACUACAAGAAUGAUGAGACCGUCCGUAAGGCAUAUAUACACUUUAUACUUGCCUUUUUGGUUGAUGGCAAUACGCUUCUCAUUCGCAACAUUUUGGAUCGCGCUCAUUUGAUUCGAGUGCUGGCCAAGGGUCUAAUCUACGAUGACCAUGUAACUGUCUGCGUGGUGGUCAACACACUGCGCCAAUAUGUGCUCGAGAAUGCCAACAUCUUGAAGACCAAGAAGGUGCAUGUCUUUGAUCUAGAAUGCUGUAAGCACUUCAGCCGUCUCUACGACUGGGAAGGACCCCAAGGCCUGGCCAACAAGUACAGCGGACGCAACGAUAUCGUGGAUAAGAACUACGAGCCGGAGAAUCGUGAAGCAGUCGCUGCAGCCGUUCAUCAGCUUCUCCUAAUGCUGCUGACUUCUCGGAAGCACGGCAUCAGCUUCGAUGCCAUGACCAACUAUCGUCAGAAGCACAACAAACUGCAGGGCAAGCUGAUGGGAUCCCUUUUUCGUCCCUUUGACGACGAUCGGAAAAUUGAUCUAAUAUUGAAAACGCUACAAGCUUGUCCCGAUCUGGGAAGGCAUUCGGCGAGGAAUUUUUCAAAUUAUGUGAAUCCGAUGCGCUUGUCAGCAACAGAUUUACCCAAGGGCAUUGAUAUGCUAUCACAGGUGAUUGCGGCUGUUCCGCCGAGUUCCCUGUCCGUCGCCAUGGACAAAAUGACGCUCACCGACUUCAGCUUUUGGAUUAAGGAGUUGUGUCUGCCUGUCGAGGCGUUGCUCUUCAUUGUGCGCAGGAGCUUGCUGAAGAGCGAUAAUUUUACUGUGCGUCUUGCCGUUAACCGCUUGCUUCUGUCAAUGAUGACGCAGUACAGCAACUAUGUGAAUGCCGUUGCCCAUCGGGAGCAGUCAAAGCGAGCUGGAAACUCCUUGCGUCGGUUCAAGUUUGAUCUGCUGAAUCAUUUACUGGUCAACUUUCCACCGAUUGAGAGUAUACUGUAUUCCUUGUAUAGAAGUAUUCAGGAUCGAUUGCAGCCGGAUGUCAAUGUGCUGGAGCAUUUAGCGGUCACCCUGGAUCUGGUAUUAAUGAUGUGCAAAGAGAAUCGCGCAUUUGUCAACAAGACAAGUCAAAUUCUUGACUAUUUGGAUGUUCUGCGUCCAUUGUAUGAGACAAACUUUGAUGAGCCUUUAGAUCCAGAUAAUCCCAAUGUACUGGACAAGGUGCAAAAGAUCAAACUAGAACUGAAGUCGAUUAAGACGAUACUGCUGCUGUUCCCGCGCUCAUUGCAUCCCCAGGAGAACCUCUUCGAGAAAGUGCUGCGUUCCUUCAUUAAGGCCUACAUGCUGGACGAUGUGGAGGUCAAGACAGAAGCUGGAGAGCUGUUGCAUUCCUUGUUCCACAACACUGGCAUGUUUGACUCGUCUAGCUUUGAGAUUGACAUCUGGUUGGAGGCGUUGAUUGGUUUUGAUGCAGAGACCGUGGAUAAUGUGACCAGCAUACUACUGACCAUACUCUCUCUUGAUCUGUCGGAGGUAAAACAGUUGCCUGUUCUGAAUGCAGCUGAGACGGCGACAAAUGUAGAAAAUCUUCGCAAGCUGUUUGCACAAAUUGAGCAGGGACAGACGGUGCAGGGUUAUGUGGAGACUCUGACGCUGAGUAAAAUGAUGCCCCUGUUGUUGCAAGGUGUAACAAUCGAGCCUCCCUAUGAUGCCUAUGUGGAGCUGGUCUGUGUGCUGCUUUAUCAAUACCACACCAAGCCUGAGCAGGUGCAGCAAUUGUACGGUUCGCAGCUGGAACAGCACAAUGGCUACAUGCAGAACUGGCAGCUGUCUAAGCCAAGUCAACUCCCUGCUGCCAUCGCUCAGCAUUGGCCGCAGUUGAACGUACUGCAGCAAACGAUCUUGGAGCAACCGACGCAAACUUUUGAACAGAUAUUCAAGGCAUCUCCCGAAGACACCGAACACUUUGAACUGCAGCUGGAGGACAACAAAUCAAUGAAAUUGCAUGUUAGUCUACGCAAUCCACGUCGCAACAUGAUCUACGCCCACAAUAUGCUCUUCCUCAUGUCGCAGUUGGUGGAAAGUAAACAACUGAAUGCCCAGCAAUCCCAACUGAUUGCUGAUUCCUUGAUAAAGCUACUGCAAAUCGCCAGCCAACUGGAUGGCAAUCAGACUAUAGUCGAGCUUCCCAGCGAUGAGAAGCAACAGGAGCAGGAGACGCACACGGAGCGAUUGUUGCACUACAUUUAUGGCAUGCGACUGAGUCAGUUGAGGGCGACGCAGUUGCUCAGCGAGACAAGUGACACCCAGCUGCAUUAUGUGACCUUCUUGAGGCGCCUCACCGAUCAUUGCCGCACAUUGCCCAAGUUUGCCAGCUACACGUCCUUCUACAGGCUGCAGCUGGUGAUUGCCUUGGAGAUCGCCUUGGCCGGCUCUGGCUCCGGUUCCGCAGCGGGUGAUAGUGUGGAGCAACCUGCUCAGCUGCUGGAGUGUGUCGCCCUCGUGGAUACCUUUGAGUUGAAUGCCACAGAAUGCGCCCAAAUGCUGCAACUGUUGACGAGCAAGUUGCAGGCUGGCGAUUAUUUCAUGAGUGGCAACAAGACGAACCAUUACUAUGAGCUCAUGUUGCGUCUAUUGCGACGUCUGGCUCAACUGGAGGAGCCCGUGGAUUGCAGUCAGUCGAUGUUGCAACUGCAGAGAUACUAUAAAGAUUUCUGCGACAUUGCAUUAACUGAGCAACUGGAACAGUUGGAGACGGCCAUGCAGCAGUUCCUAAGCAGCCAACAUCACCAUCUGUCCACAUGCGAUGCAGAGUUUUUUGCCUGCUUCUUUUCCACCUCCAACCGAAAGCUGAGCAAGUCGGCUGUUAAUCUUGCCUGUCUGUUGCUUCAGCGGAACGGAAAGUUGGCGCAGAGCUUCGCGAAGCUGUUGCCGGAGCAUCUGGAGCAGAAGGAAUUGAUCUAUCCGCUGCUGGAUGUGGCCUUUAGCAGUGGCUAUCAACUGGAGCAGUCGCUGCUCCAACGCUGCUAUCAGACCUACAAGAAUGGCAUUUUAAAGAGCAUCGAGAAGCCACUGAAAGCUGCUGUCAUCUACAGGGAUCAUGCCGGGGCAAGUGCGGCUCUCAUUGCUCACUGCAUGCCCAAGUCGGAGUGCUUGGAUUACUGCCAGAAGCAGCUUAAGUUCGAUGCCGUGGAGAUCUUCCAGAUGCGCGUUCUCUGCGAGAUUUACGAACAAGCCUUUGCCGCCAGCAAGGAUGAGAAGCAACAGGCCAACAUAUUCGUCAGCUAUGUGAAUCUGAAUGUCCAAAUGUUGGCGCUGGACUUGAAGAAGCAGAGCGUCCAACUUGACAGGUUGGAACAGCUGGCAUUCAACUGCUACAACUGGUGGCAGAUGCACUCUCUGCAGGAUCAGUUGGAUUGGAGUCGGUUGUUGAAAGCGCCUCACUGGCUGAAUUAUUGUCGCAGUUGUCUGAAGCAAGCCAUGCACGUGGCGGAGGAGCAGCAUCAGACACCGGAGCAGGAUCACAUCAAUGGAUUGCUGCUCAAGCUGUUGGCCUAUCUUUGCGAUCGCCUCUACGAGGAUUACACCGAGGAACAGCAGGAGCCUGAAGAUGCAGCUCUGCUCUAUGAGAUGGUCUGCACCCACUCCUGUUGCUAUGAUCAUCUGCUGGGCGAACCCAGAGCCGUGAAAACACAUUUGCUGCAGCUGCUGGAAACGUUGGCACGCAAAGCACCAUCGGCAUUGCACUCCGCCCACAUCCCCGUCAUUCUGGGCGCCUAUCACGCCAAGCUGUCGCCAGCUGAUCGUUAUGCUUUGGCUCUGCUGGAGCACUAUGAACGCUACGAUGUGGGUCUGGCACAGUAUCGUCCCUUCAUCUGGGGAGAGAGCGCUGUGGCACAUUAUGCCCUCCGUGCCGCCGACGAAGAUGAGCGUGCCAAGUUGCAGCAGCAGGAGACGAAUGUGGCCCAGGUGUUGGCGCUGAUUGUGCGUCCGGGCUGCCAAUAUACCAUUGAGAACUUUCCCAUCUGGCGUACUCUGCACGCCAGCAAGCAGCUGCCCGAGCUGCAGUUUGUCAAUCCUAUCAAGAAAUCCCAGCACUUUGGCGACAAUUCCCUAGAGCAGCGCAUAGAGGAAGGAGUCUCGGAGUUUGCCCAGGACAUUCGUAGGUUGUGCCCCAAACGGGAGGAGCUCUAUGAGCAGUGCUAUGAUCCGGCUUUUAUGCUGCCACUAAUGAUGCACUGCUUCGCACCGGAGUCUGUGGUGCGUGCUCAGUGGCCAGUUCAAAAUGGACUGCUCGCCUUGAGCUUCUGUGCAUUGUCCUCGCUAGAUAAGGAUAUGCGACUGGCUGCCGCAUGUUGUCAGCAACGCUAUCGCACCCAUUUCGAGCUGUCAAAGUUCUACGAGAAACCUCUGUGGACACAGGCGUAUGACAACAUCCAGGGAGGAUUGAGUGAGCUGAGAAAUACAUGGCUGGCACAACGACGCACUCACGGCGGCACUCCCCGAGUUCCAUUGAUUCCAGCUCUUUUCAUUGCGAACAGUUUCAAUCUGAGCACAGAUCCCACGCAUCUGCUGUACAAGCGUCUGAUGAUGUAUCUGCAGCUGAAGCAGAGCUUCAACUUCCAGACAAUACCCGAAUUCAAUGUGUUCUUCUACUCGCAGGAGCCAGAGCAUCAACAGUAUCGGGAAUUCAUUGUGCAGUUGCUCAGCAAUGGCAUCAAAUGCAGUGCGGAUCUCUUUCUGCUCGUGUCCACGAACACCUUCAAGGUGCUGCUCGGUUUCUAUUCCUCCAAUCUGGCCAAUCUGGAUACCAAUUUGCUGCUGCUCUCAGUGCUGUCCACCUGCGUGAAGAUUCCCGGUGCUGUCAAGAUAAUGCUGGAGCAUGUUGGCAUCCUCUCCUGGUUGAUAGGCGUCAUUCGGGAUACGCAGUUCCAUCAAUUCGACAUCAUCGAGGGUAUCAUUAGCAUUGUCAACAAUCUAUUCUAUGCUGUGGCCGCCAGCCAAUCCGAGCUAUCAGACUAUGCCCAUGUCCAGCUGCGUCUUCAGCGUCUGGUCAUACAUCUGCUGCCACUGAUAUCACCACGCGUCUCGAUUCCUGGUCUCGCCCGUCUGCUUAAUGUGAUGCAGAAGACGGCAACCAGCAGUGGCCAAUACCUGGCACUGUCUGCCCAACAGCUUGAUCUUUUGCUCGACUGCGUCGCUCGGCAUUGGCCCGAUCAAAUCGCUAGUGUUCGUUAUUUGCGCACCUUCGGCGGCACAUACGCCUGCCCCCGAUCCGAGUACUGCGACUGGCUGGCCAAGGAACAAAAGCUGGAUAUGCACUCCGUCCUCGCCCUCUCCAGCCUGCGGGAGUAUGUAACUGGCUGGUGGCAAGCUCACAAUGUAAAUGCAAAGGUGGAGAAAAUGGAAGUGGCAACAACAUCUUAGUGGGGUAUUCUAUAGUUUAAUCUAACAAUUGUUUUAACUAUAUAGAAAAUAAGUGUUCAUAAUAUACUAUAAUUUGCAUUGAA
Drosophila innubila is the source of this 6476-nucleotide messenger RNA. RefSeq lists its product as uncharacterized. Gene Ontology annotation, biological process: maturation of 5.8S rRNA from tricistronic rRNA transcript (SSU-rRNA, 5.8S rRNA, LSU-rRNA); maturation of LSU-rRNA from tricistronic rRNA transcript (SSU-rRNA, 5.8S rRNA, LSU-rRNA). Bases 142 to 6393 code for a protein of 2083 amino acids. The record is from RefSeq and is a predicted model, not a curated record. Lineage: Eukaryota; Metazoa; Arthropoda; Insecta; Diptera; Drosophilidae. The transcript has 2 exons. Gene Ontology annotation, cellular component: nucleolus.